CAUCCCGAUCACUCGAUCAAGACCUAGUGUCAACCCAAAUAAUAUUGGGUAGGGUAUACCUAUCCCCCAUACCCGCUAAGUCACCGUUUGCCUUGUACGCGAAGUAAUACACUAACACCAUAUUAAUAAAUAAAUAAAUAAAUAAAAGGCUUAUCCAUUUCACCUCUCCGGACGUACGGCAGUUAUGGGCGGCGACACCAUCAAUUUUCCGGCAGUUUCUUCUUCUUAUUCUUCUAUUAAUUAUGAGUCCGAUUCCAAUACAAAUACCGAAAUUGAAGCAAACAAUAACGACGAAAGAAAAAUAAAAAGUGCUUAUGAUCAAGUUUACAAGAAUUACCAUGAUUUAAAGAAUCGUGUUGUCAAUAUGGAUGUCGAUAAAAGUAAAAUUUUGAGCUAUGUACCUGGAUCAUGGGUAGAAAAUGUAGGUGGAAUGACAAUUAGUGACUACAAUGUGCCAAAAACGACAACACUUCUGGUGAUCGGGCCGAAAGGUUCUGGAAAAAGCAGUCUUAUCAACAGGAUUUCAAGGGUGUUUGAGGACGACAAGUUUGCGCCAGAAAGAGCACAAGUUACAUAUAAUUCAUCCAUUAGGAAUGGAACUUCCUUCCUCCAAGAGUACAUGAUACCAAGAAGUUCAACUUCGUUCUGCUUGUAUGAUACCCGCGGCUUUUCCAAUGAUUUAUUUGAAAACAUGGAGAUGAUUGAAAGCUGGAUGACAGACGGUGUUUGUCAUGGAGAAUUGGUGAAAAGUGACACAGAUAAUUCAGAUUUACAAGAUAGAAUGAAGGGUAAAGCUCAUCAAGAUGGACUUUUGUCUUACCAAAGAAGGAGGGUUAACUUUGUUAUAUUUGUGGUAAAUGGGCUUUCGGUUCUGAAAUGUUUGGACAGCAAUGGAGCAGACACUCAGUAUACACAAAUGGUUGCUCAAGUUUUCAGUUCACCAUUUUUGUCUUUCAAAGAUCAUAAACCUGCUAUUGCAAUUACACAUGGAGAUCUACUUUCACUCAAUGAACGUGCACGUGUUCGUAUUUAUCUGGGAGAGCUUCUUGGUGUUCAUCCAAGUAAACAAACAUUUGAUAUUGCAGAUGACUGUGAACAGACAACUGAGUUGGCUUGUGUUGACUUGGUGCGCUAUGUUCUCGAGCAUGCAGAUAGGAAUCUUCCCCCCAAGUCUCCAUCCGCAUUCAACAAGGCAAGAUGGUGCAAUAAUGAUUUGAUAUUGCAGGGUUCUACUAUUCAGCUGUGGUCAUAUUUGCUACCUAUAUUGGUAGGAAUUUUCAUAUUGACUGUCCAUUUUCAUGGGUUUCAUUCUCUGAAAGUUCGUCCCGAAAGUGCUCAUGAACAAAACCUGGAAAUCAAGGAAGUUCAUCCCAAAACAGCUCCUGAACCAAAUAUAGAAAUCAAGGAAGUUAUGGACGUUCACCUUGAAGUUGUUCCCGAGCCAAGUCUAGACAUAAAGAAAGUUAUGGAAGUUCAUCCCAAAACUAUUCCUGAAUCAAAUCUGGAAGUUCAGAAAGAUCUUGCAGAAGAAAAGCCAGAAAAGUCGAAUAAAAAAAAGAAAGCUCGUGUGCAUAGAGUUCCUGUACCAAGGGUGGAAAUCGAUUGGAAGAAGAUUCGACACAUUUGGUAAAAGUAGUAUAUGUAGGGCAACCAAUUAUCCAGCAUGCACAUUAUUUAUUUACCGUCUACUUUUGAAAUGUCUGAACCAUACGGAACAACUUGGUGUGCAUAAAUAAGUUUUAGAUCAUCUUCACGUGUAAACCUUGCGUAAAUAUCACAUGCUUAACGAAAUAAAGAUCUAUUAAUUCUUGCA
This is a messenger RNA of Erigeron canadensis, 1813 nucleotides long. RefSeq lists its product as uncharacterized. The coding region runs from base 185 to 1630 and encodes 481 amino acids. The transcript has 7 exons. NCBI's taxonomy places the organism in Eukaryota, Viridiplantae, Streptophyta, Magnoliopsida, Asterales, Asteraceae. The record is from RefSeq and is a predicted model, not a curated record.